AUGAUGUCGUACAGCUGAGAUGUGGCCGGGUGUUGACAGUGGGCAUUGUGAGAGGCUUCUGGGAACGGCUCAGGAAUCCUGGCAACGAAGAGCUGAAAAUGGUUCUCAUUGAGGUGGAGCUGCUGGAUCCCAGGAUUAUUGCUCUCAGUAACAGCUUCUCCAGACUGAAGGUUGAUGCGAGUAAGAUCAUCACAGUUAGCUCCAGUAUCACCAUUUCUCCCUGCCACAAAGAAAUUGAGCAAAGAUGCCAUCGGAAGGAGGGCAGAUACUUAAACCAGAACUGGGCAGAAAAUAACACUGAGGCAGCUUGGAAACAGGAUGUUUUGCUGAAGAUGGAAGGUGCUAUGAAGGGAAUCCAAGGACAUUGCAAUUCCUGUUACCUAGACACAACCCUUUUCAGUUUAUUCAGUUUUUCUUCUGCCUUGGAUAGCAUUCUCGAUUCUGCUGAGGUACAUGAUGCAACAGCACAGCAAAUACUGAGGGAGCAGAUUGUGGAACCGUUGAGACGGCAUGGCUAUGUGGGAGCUGAGAACGUGAUGAAUUUAAGGAGAUUGUUGCGAUCUGACAGCUUCAUUACAGAAGAGAAAGAUCCAGAGGAAUUCCUGAAUGUCCUUCUAGGAGAGGUCUUGGCUAUAGAGCCCUUGAUCAGAAUCAGGGCUGGCAACGAAGCACUCGAGUAUAAUUGUUAUCAAAUACUUGUGGAGAAAGACGGUAUGGUCCAAAUGCCCACCGUGCAGCAAUUACUAGAAGAAUCACUUCUCUCCUAUGACCUGAAGUUCGCUGAGAUCCCUUCAUGCCUUAUCUUACAGCUGCCAAGGUUUGGAAAGGGGUUCAAAACAUUCCCAUCAGUGUAUCCUUCUCUAGAGCUUGACCUGACAGACUUGGUGGACCAAGCUUCUCAGACUUGUUGUGCAUGUAGUGGGCAAGCACCGUAUGAAUGCUCAUGGUGCCACUUGGAUUCCUUCCUGAACCCAAGCCACUUGAGACCAUUGAGAGGAAUUGCUAAGAAGGUACCUCCUCAUCAGCCCAGACAGAAGUAUUCCUGCAUAGGACAGGAACUCAAUAGCUCCUCUACUAAGUCGCAAAUAUUGGAGUUGUUUGCAGUUUUGUGCAUAGAGAGCAACCAUUAUGUGGCUUUUGUUAGAUAUGGAGCUUCCAGACAAUCCUGGCUUUUCUUUGACAGCAUGGCUGGCCGAUUAGAGAAAGAGAAUGGAUCACACAUCCCCUUGGUAAAGGCAUGUCCACAGCUUGGACACUAUCUGGCAAUGGCACCAGAGGACAUUUCUGCUGUGGAUAUCAAGCAAAUGGAUCAAUUUUCCAGAAGACUCUUUUGUGAUUCGUAUACAUUCAUGUACCAACGACCAAAAUUCAGCUCUUACAGAUGUGAAUUCAGAUAGUAAGAUCUCUCCUUACAGUUUCCAGCUCUUGGGAAGAGAGAAGUUGAAAGCAUGUCUUUGCCACUAACACAUUACAAUGAGAAAUAUAGCCAUUUAGAGAACAUGGCUUUUUCAUGGUGAGAUUCAUCUUUAUGAAAAUUGCCGGGCAAAUAACAAAUGGAUGUUUUCAUGGGACUAGAUUUUUUUUGUCCUUCCAGCAGCAAGUGAAGAUCUAUAUAUAUUAUCCAAGACCAUGACGUGAAAUUUGUUUGGUUUACCUUCUGUUCUACACUGCAAUUUUGAACUCAUUCUGCUUUUUUUAUUUGCUGUUCGUUUGACAUUUUUUGUAUUUUACAUUUUAGUAUAUUUUACUUUUUUGAUGUUAAUUAUUCUGAAUAUGUUGAUAGUCAUCCUGUGAAUCACUUUUCUGGUUGUAUGACAAAAUACAAAUGUUUAAAAUAAAAUCCACCCUUAGGUUGCUCAUUAACUCACCCAGUACAUUUUCCAACCAUGCAGCCCCAGGUAUAUGGGGUCAGGUUAUAGGAGACCCCUGACAGAAAGGCAUUCUUCACAUACUCCACA
This is a messenger RNA of Sphaerodactylus townsendi, 1958 nucleotides long. Its product is annotated as ubiquitin carboxyl-terminal hydrolase CYLD-like. The transcript has 11 exons. Gene Ontology annotation, cellular component: cytosol. The coding region runs from base 99 to 1397 and encodes 432 amino acids. Gene Ontology annotation, molecular function: K63-linked deubiquitinase activity; cysteine-type deubiquitinase activity. The record is from RefSeq and is a predicted model, not a curated record. NCBI's taxonomy places the organism in Eukaryota, Metazoa, Chordata, Lepidosauria, Squamata, Sphaerodactylidae. Gene Ontology annotation, biological process: protein K63-linked deubiquitination.